AGGGGGCAAGAAAUAUCAUUUUUGGGAAUGGAAUCAAAAUGAUUGUGGGGACACGAGAUAAACAUGAACCAUCCUACUACACGUUGAACUCAAAAAGCAAUGAACGCAAUUACACAGCUUGCCUGGCUACAGAUUUCAGCGCACACAAUGCUACCGACAGUGAGACCUUGUUCAAUGGGACAGAGGCCACCAGAGUGAAUGGGGACAGCUACUACAGCCAGGUUGCCCUCGGAGAUAAAUGCAAAAAUGAUGGUGGUUCAGGGAAAUGUACAGCAGACUUGUAUUUUGACACAGAUCCAAAGAUCAACUUCCUAUCCUUGACCAUUCUGGGCCUGAGAAUUCUGUUCCUGAAGACCAUCGUUUUCAACGUGCUGAUGACUCUUCGACUAUGGAUGAGUUAGAAAGAUGGCAUCAGUCCCUCAAAGACAACACAAGAAGUCCUUCCCAGAAGAACUAUUGAUUUGAAUUGUAAUUACAUUCUAACUGUAGGAAUUAAUUGGAACUCAUUGGAAUCUCUUCAUUGUCUGGACUGUCAAAUACAUCACUGUCCUCCCAGACAGACGUUGGUACAAAUUACGACUCCGACAUUGAUUUGGAGAAGAUAUGUAUGAUUUGUAAACAUGUUCGUAACUGUAUUCUUCAAGUCAUAAAGAAAAUGUAUUAUCAUUUGCUUAUCUGUAUAUUUGUAUUUUGUUCUCAAACUGUUGUGACUUGUGAUAGUACAUAUAUUUCUUUUCAUUCUGCUCUCUCUUUCAUUGAAAUAUCAUGAACCUCAAUUUGUAUUAUUCUUUAGAGUAAAAAUAUAUAGCUAAAUGUAGUGGAAAUAUCUAAUAAAUACUUCCUUUUUGUAUAUUGAUAUAAAAAAUUGUCUUUGUAAAGUCUUUUGUUUUGAUGAAAGUCUUAAUUCAAUAAAUUCAUUAUAUGGAGUU
Messenger RNA from Coregonus clupeaformis (lake whitefish), 929 nucleotides. RefSeq names its product T cell receptor alpha chain constant. Lineage: Eukaryota; Metazoa; Chordata; Actinopteri; Salmoniformes; Salmonidae. The record is from RefSeq and is a predicted model, not a curated record. The transcript has 5 exons. Bases 39 to 401 code for a protein of 120 amino acids.